Messenger RNA from Diuraphis noxia (Russian wheat aphid), 2467 nucleotides. Its product is annotated as neuropeptide Y receptor type 6-like. Gene Ontology annotation, biological process: G protein-coupled receptor signaling pathway. The record is from RefSeq and is a predicted model, not a curated record. Gene Ontology annotation, molecular function: neuropeptide Y receptor activity. Gene Ontology annotation, cellular component: membrane. NCBI's taxonomy places the organism in Eukaryota, Metazoa, Arthropoda, Insecta, Hemiptera, Aphididae.
AGGAAAAUGUUCGUGAAAAGCGCACCGUAAUCGCUCGUAACCACGACGCAUAUCCGAUUCGCGCCGUCCGCAUGUUACAUGUCUCAUUUUCAACCAGAUAACGGUAUUUAAGAGCUGUGACACUUUGCAUCCUCCUGUGGUUCAACGAAUGACGCGAAAUGACCGGUAGAGGACCGUUUUCUGGACUUGCGGGCGAACACGUGCGCAGGGCUUCAGGUGGACGGUAAAAUACUCAAAAAUCCGAACMGAAACGAUCGGAAACUAAAAUCGAACCGACGCCGGACGCGGUACCGACUCGCUCAGGGUCAGAGUGAUUUGCCGGCCGGCACCGUUAUGUUCAACCCGCCCAAACUUCACAAUCACGACUGGUUCAUGACCAUGGUAAACACGCUGAUCGAGACGUCGGUGAAAGGCGGUGGUGGUGGUGACUACGACGACGGUUACGGUGACCACGGUUGGUCCGGUAUCUACGGCCCRAACGGCACYUUCGACGGGGGUGGUGAUGAUCAAAGCGGCGGCGGCGGUCCGUUUAACAUCACCAUCAAGCGGACACUGGACGCGAUAUUCGAUAACCAGCUAAACGUGGACAAGGUGUUGGUGCUAUACCUAGAGGUGGCCAUCGUGGUCGCAUACGGCGUGCUUUUCGUCAUCGGGUUAGUGUCCAACGGGCUGGUGUGCUUCGUCGUGUUCCGACAGUGUGGUAAGAAGAACGUGCCCAGCCAGGGACCAUCGCCCCGCAACCUGUACAUCGUUAACCUGGCGUUCGCCGACAUCAUCAUGUGUGUGGUGUGCAUGCCAUUCACGCUGUGGGCACUCAUGUCCCGCCGCUGGACGUGGGGCCUGAUCAUGUGCAAGACGGUUCCAGCCGCUCAGGGUGCCAACAUAACCGUUUCUGCGUGCACCAUAACCGCCAUCGCUCUAGACAGGUAUUUCACGAUCGUCCGGAACCCCCGGGGCUCGGUGUUCCGAUGUAGCGUGGCCAAGACGCUGGUGCUCAUCUGGCUGGUGUCGUUCGCGGCCAUGGUGCCACUGCUGUUGUACCAGAAUGUCGAGGAAGUGCACGUCGGACCGAUUCGGCUGUACGAGGCAUGCGUCGAGAAAUGGCCGUCCCGCGUGGCCCAACAAACCUUCACUGUCGGCCUUGCAGUCGCCCAAUUCGUGUUGCCGUUCACCACCAUAUCACUGAUCCAUCUGAAGAUAUCGUCUUAUCUCACAGUGCACCUUAAACAUCCAGCCCUUCCGUCCAAGGAGAUCAGCUGCAGACGAGUGAAGAGAGAGCUGAGUCGGAACAAGCGGACAAUGUGGAUACUGUCGUCGAUCGCGGUGGUGUUCGCGCUCAGCUGGCUGCCGCUGACGCUGUUCACGCUGCUCGUCGAGUUCCAACCGCACCUGAUCGACUCCACGGACGCGCUGUACAAGGCGUUCGCGAUCGUCCACAUGAUGGCCAUGUCGACCACGUGCACCAACCCGCUGCUGUACGGMUGGCUGAACACAAACUUCCGGCGGGACAUAUCCGGUAUAUGCCGGCAAAUGUGGUACUGCUGCGGUGACCAGAAACCGCCGCCGAGGCGGAGACGAUAUCCGUCUGUGGCCACCGAUUACCGCGGCCCGAACGACCGGCGGCCGGGGCUCGGGUCGGAAGCGGCUGGCGGAUGUGGCGGCGGGGGAGGCGGUGGUUUCGGCGGAGGUGGCCGGCGUAACCAGAUGCACCACGACCCCGAGACCACCGGCAUGUCGAUGGUGGUCAAGAGCGACCGGCGGUUCAGUACCAGUUACCUGACCACGCUGACCACGGUCACGUCACGGUCACAACCYGGUUCCAGCAUGGGCCGCGUCGAAAACGUCUAGAGGCAGUGUAUGGUUUAUAAUCAUCUACGAUUUACUGUUUAUAAUUAUAAUAUUGKUAAUAACGAUAACAGUGAUAAUGUUGUUUUGCAGUUCACUUCGACGUCUAUAUAGGUACUGAAUUGUUGUUAUUGGGGGGUGGGGGAAGGGCAUUCAGACGACAUUAUAUUAUACGCUAUUAUGAAAACUAUAAUGUUAUUAUUAUGCGUGUUGGACUUACGACAAACUUGAGGCUGUACUUCCGCGUUGAUAACACCGACGACGGAAACCUGUUGCAAGACGCGUCGUCGUAUGUAAUAUAAUGUGCCGUUUAUCCAAGCAAAUAACAAACGUAUACAUGAAUUUGCCCGAGUUCUGACGAAAUGGUGCUAACGGGUGUUUUAUUUUUUUAUACUAUUACGAUAAAAUAUUUUGUAACUAUCAAUCCUAAAAGAUUCGUCAAGAAACAAACAAAUAUUUAGUACAGGCCUGGGCCCACGACAUAUUUUUGCGAUUGAGUGUAAGUCACGUUUUAGGGCGGUUAGCGGUAUUGGUUCGCCGAGCAUGCUCACCUCUUUUUUUACUUUAAUAAUGCAUAUUUUAUUUAAAUUCUGAUUUUUUCAUAAUUUAUUAAACAUAUAAU